GUUAUCAUCUCCGAGAGAAUGUUUAUUUACGUUUUGAUAAAUUUUUUGGUGCAUAAAGAAAUUUAGACAAAAUCUGUUUACAAUGACCAAAACAAGCCAUAAAAAGAAUCGUCCUUUUGAUUUUAAACUUAUUUCUUUGGUGGAACCACAUCCAGUCAUUUAUAUGAGACAGAUACCGGGUAUGUCAAUGUUUGAAAUGAUGAAGACAAAAAACAAAAUUUGGCAAGAAAUUGCUGCACAAAUGGGCUUCCCGGUACAAUUUUGCCUAAGCCGCUGGAAUAACUUAAGAGGACAAUUUCAAAAGGAGCUAAAACAUUGCAACGAGCUGUGUCCCAAAAGCGGCGUCAUUCGUGGUUCAACUUGGCCUUACUUGGAUAGAUUAAGAUUUCUGGAGUGUACCGUGCAAGCCUAUAAGCCCAAAAAAGAGAGGAUUCCUAAAAAGAAACAAAAGGAACCUCAAGAUGUGCCCGAGGAAUCGGAUGAUAUAUGGGAAUCAGAUGAUACUGAUACCAAAUUUCACGAUGAAAUAGGCAGCGAUUUUCAUAUAGAAUUAGCUACUACAAGCGGACAAGAAGAGCAGAUCGUACAACAUGACCUGGAAGAGCAUUUCUCGGAUACCUACUCGAUAAUUGAAGAAAUUGCCGAAGAGGUGGUAGGCACCGAAGACACCAUUAUUGAGGACACAACCGACACCCUGCGUAGAAUUGAAACUCUUUUUGAGGGUUUUGAAGGUGAAACACGAGUUCGCAUUGAGAAGCGAAUUAUGGCAUUCCUAUGCAAAUGCCAGUUACGAGCUCUCAAUCAGCAGGGCGUUGAGGAUUUGUAUGUUUAGGCAGUAUUAUUGUAACUUUUAAUAUACUAGUAACAAAUUUAGUUAGUACGACGGAGUAGAGUAAACAAAAAACAAACCAGAUAUUACGAAUUAUAGCACUACAAUGCAAAACAGUCAUUGUCCAUAAAUAUAAUGUAACAAAACAAGGAUAAGUAAUAUUUUCUUAUAUAGUAUAUGGCAAUGCUUUAUAAUUAACUUUUAAAUUAUUUUGAUUUGAAAAAGAGUAACUGCGAAAAUAUAUAUAUAUUUUUUUU
Molecule: messenger RNA, 1086 nt
Organism: Stomoxys calcitrans (stable fly)
Lineage: Eukaryota; Metazoa; Arthropoda; Insecta; Diptera; Muscidae
Exons: 2
Coding region: 83-832 (249 amino acids)
Biological process (GO): regulation of transcription by RNA polymerase II
Cellular component (GO): transcription regulator complex; nucleus
Source: RefSeq, a predicted model, not a curated record